CAUUCGUCGCUGUUCGUGCCGCCGGACACGUCGGGCCUGACGAAGCGCGAGGCGCGCCUCGUGAAGAACCGGGCGGCGGCCUUCUUGUCGCGCCAGCGGAAGCGCGAGCAGUUUGAAGAGCUCGCGUGCAAGUGCCGUGCGCUCGCGCGCCUCUCGUGGCUGCUGUGGAGCUCGCUGGAGCACGCGACGGAGGCCUCGCCCAUGGCCGUGCUCACGCAGCACGGCCUCGACCGCGUGCUGAGCGCGACGCCGCUGGGCGAGCAGCUGCAGUACGAGUCAGACGAGCUGCGCGCGACGCUGCAGCAGGUCGUGACGCAGCAGGGCACGAUGAUCGUCGAGAGCAUCAUGGGCGACGAUGUCCCGCUCAAGGCCAAGCCCUACGACGUGUCGGCCCAGCUCGCGGCCACCCAGAAGGAGUGCGAGCACCUGCGCGCGGAGCUCGCGCGCGCGCGCGCUGCGCCCCCGGCGCCGGCCCCCGAGGGCGCGCGGGACGAGUCGCUCUCGCUCGUCCGCACGGUCGGCGAAAUGAUGAUCAAAAUGUCGCAGGCGGCGCCGGAGGGCGGCGCGCCCGCGGACAAGGAGGCCGCGCUCGUGCGUGACGAGGCGGCGAUGCAGAUGCGCGUCCACGUGGCGCCUGGCAGCGACACGGUGCUGUGCACGGUGCUGUCGGAGCCCGUGGCGCCCGGGCCGGCGGCGCCCGACGACCUCGACGACAAGUCGUGGCGGUGCUCGACGCCGGCCGACUCGAGCGACGCAUCGAUGCCGUCGCUGUGCUCGAGUGCGUCGCCCACCCUCUCGUCGCUGUCGUCGGGGAGCAGCGCGUCGCGGCGCCAGCGGCGCGUCGUCGUGUACUGUGCUGGCACGGAGCGCUCGCCGUCGCUGCUGGACCACCUGCGCCCCACCUGCCUCGAUGCGUGGGCCGCGGCGCAUGCGCCGCAGCUGCACGACACCGGCGACGCCCCCGAUGCGGCCGAGGCACUGCACGCGCUGCUCCGGCAGCGCGGCGUCGAUGUGCGCGAGGGCUGCUUCCUUGUGGGCUCGCACGACCCAGACGGGCCCAAGGCGCCUACGAGACUGGCGCUCUAUGCCAAGGGCGCCGAUGACACCCCCCUCUCGCCGCCCAGUCGGCCGCCCCCUCUCCUCUCUUCCGUGCGCGAGACGCUGCGGGCGCUGGCCGAGGAGGCCGCCUAG
Molecule: messenger RNA, 1191 nt
Organism: Malassezia sympodialis ATCC 42132
Lineage: Eukaryota; Fungi; Basidiomycota; Malasseziomycetes; Malasseziales; Malasseziaceae
Source: the annotation of a RefSeq genome assembly